Molecule: messenger RNA, 1277 nt
Organism: Tuber aestivum (summer truffle)
Lineage: Eukaryota; Fungi; Ascomycota; Pezizomycetes; Pezizales; Tuberaceae
Source: the annotation of a GenBank genome assembly
GAGGGAAACUGCCGAAUUGGCGGGGUAAGUCUACGGGCUAUCAUACCAAACAAACAUCAACUCUCGGGACGUAGGCCCGGGAACCCGUCACCGCCGGAAUAUAGAGAGCCUCUUGCAAAUCUAAAAACCAUAAAUAUACGCUUUCGAAAAUAUUCCUCGGAUGUCCAUUGGCUUCCAGUGGCUUCCAGUGGCUUCGAAUCUACGUCGUCCCUACGAUACAAAUUUCCAACAACACUACUUGAUAUCCCGCACCAUCUACGAGCGCCCUCCACUCAACAACCCCAUUAAGGCGUGAAGCAUCUGAUAUUCGAACUCCUUUAGUCUGCCUACCUUUCAACAAACAGCCUCCGCACUACCUCCAUCAUGUCGGACAUGGCCAAGCUACUUUCGUGGGGAAUCGAGAAUUCGGUUCCCUCGGAUGACCCGAACGCAGAGGACAGGAGAACCGAACUGGUAUACACCUCCCGCCCUUCCCCUCACCCCCCCGCAGAGCCCAUACGCUGACCAUGAUCAAAAAAAUCAGGACCCGGCGCUCCUAGCCCAACUCUUCGGUGCAAAUGUCAAGGACGACAGCAUCCUCAUGCGUGAGGCGCUAGAAGCGAUCCGGGACCCCGAAGUCACCCUCGAAAACAAGGAGAUCGCCUUCGACAACCUCGAAAUGCUCGUUGAGAACCUGGACAACGCCAACAACCUCGAGAAUCUCAAGCUCUGGCCUCCCUUGAUAGCGCAGUUAUCAGUGCCCGAGCAGCAACUCCGCUUCAUGGCGGCCUGGUGCAUCGGGACUGCAGUCCAGAACAACCCAAAGUCUCAGGCGGCCAUGUUCAAGCACGGGGGUGUGGCGAAGAUCGUUGAUCUAGUGCUUAGAGAUCCAGAAGAGAGGGUUAGGUCCAAAGCGGUUUACGCACUUAGCAGUCAGAUUAGAAACGAAGAGGAGUCGUUGAAGGCCGUUGUAGAACUGCUGCCGGAGGAGAUACUAGAGAAGGGGAGGUACGAGUAUCGGGCGGAUGAUAUGGAGGCUAUUGAUGAGUUGGUGAAGGCUCUGAGGGAGAGGGUCAAGAAGGUCAUCAGUCCUUAGGGGGAUGUCUACGAUUUUCCGGAGGUUUCUAGCGGUUUGGUCUAUCUUAUUCUGCGGCUACGAAAAUGCUGCCUCUUUUUUCUCUUUUGUCUUCUUUCACCCCUUUUCCCCACUCUUCCUCUCUUCGCUUGCUGUAGAUAUUCAAAAGUAAACUCUUGCUAUAAGUUUUCCAAUAUCACCGUUGCGAACACAGUAUUAUCAC